This is a messenger RNA of Epinephelus moara (kelp grouper), 3624 nucleotides long. RefSeq names its product F-box only protein 41-like. The transcript has 17 exons. Gene Ontology annotation, molecular function: protein binding. The record is from RefSeq and is a predicted model, not a curated record. Lineage: Eukaryota; Metazoa; Chordata; Actinopteri; Perciformes; Serranidae. The coding region runs from base 182 to 2692 and encodes 836 amino acids.
CGUCACAGUGUGAACAGCCAGGAGCUCGUGGACUGAUCGAUCCGCCGCUGCACGAGCAUGGACUGAAUUCCUGAGCGGGAAAAAGGGGGGAAACCAUGGCAACGGAUUUUAGGCUUAAACUGCCCGCGUGACGCACCAACAGAUCUCCGCUCAGUUCAGGUCUGCAGCUCCCUGGUGAAGCAUGUCUUCCUCCUCCUCCUCCUCGUCUUCGUCCUCCGAGCUGCCCUACUUUUGUCCUCGCUGUGGCGACGAGUUUCGUUUCUCCUCCGUACCUGAGCUCCGGGCUCACCUGGUCAGCCAGCACACCUACGAGACCCUGCUGGUGCUGUCACAGGCUCGGGUUAGAAGCUCCAGAUCCGGUGCUCUCCUUCCACUCCCCGGCCGAGCUGUAUCCCAAAGACAGAGCUCUUCUCUGGGCAUGCAAGCCCACAGCUUCCCCCUGCCGCUGGCCUGCCUGGAUCUCGCCUCAUCGGCGGCCUCCGUCCAGCUGCUCAGGGAAAUGUUCAGCCCUUCAGAUCGCGCUCUUCCCUCUACUGCAGGACAUCCAGAGGAGCCCUCCACCGCUCUGGCCCUCCCCGGCUCUCUGGAGCCUUUUCCUGGGCAGAAACUGGGCGAGGUGGGGGUCCAGCUUGGCCUGGAGUUGGGACUGUCUGUGGGGAUUGGACUGGAGGAGAGACUGGGGCUGGGGCUGGAUCAUAAAAUCGCCCGGACGUUUGCGGAGGUGGAGGAGAGGGUGAACCGCCGCAUGGGUCGACUAAAGGUGGAGCUACAGAGGAGGGAGGCGGAGCUAGAGAGGGAGAGGAGGGGCAGGGAUCGGCUGAGGAGUGAGAAACAGGAAGUGGAGGAGAGGGCGGCGUACCUGUCCAGACAGGUCUCUGCUGCCGUGGAGAUGAUGGAGCGAUUAAAGAAAGAUCUGGACGGAAAAGAGAAAGAGCUGAGUGAACGACAACAGGAGAUGGUGGACAUCGAGUGUUUUCUGAGGGAGACAGCAGAGAAGGAGGCCGAGGCCAAAUCCAGACUGCAGGUGUUCAUUGAGACGUUGUUGGAACGAGCCGACCGUGCAGAGAGACAGUUGUUGCUGUUCAGCUCACACACACACCACAACCACUACACACACCAUGACAACGCAUACAUAGACCCGUACACACUCAGCGAGGGAUACACACCUGUGGCUGGGCGAGGGGGGCGCAGUCUGGAUGGCAGCACUGAUGACAUCAUCACAAACAAGAUGCAGGGAACCAUCGGCAACCGGAGGAGUUACAGUGUGUCAGGCUCCUACAGACUGGGAGAGCAGCUGUACAGCCAGCAUCACUACAGUGGUCUGUCCAGUCGUAUGCGGACCUUGUCUCUGGGUUCAGGGGGGUGGGACGGGGAGGCGGGGUUGGUCCACCUCCACCCUCAACACUACGCCGCACCCUGGACUCGACGAGAGCGAGGAGGAGGAGACAGGAGGAGGGAGAGACUGUGGCUGGAGGAGGGAGGAUGUGGGAGAACGUGGAGCAAAAGAAACCGCCGCCACCACAGCACUGAAGAAGAGGAGGAGGAAGAUGACGAGGAGGAGGAGGAAGAAGAGGAGGAGGGGGGGUUCUGGAGCAGCGCUGAGAUGAGGAGACUCGUCUUCGCCAGGACACACACACCUGGUUCAGACGCCCCCUCCUCCCUGCGCUCCACCCCCUCCCGUCGUCACGGUGACAGACAGCUGGAGGCGGACACCCUGAGGCUGAGGGCGGGGCUUUUCUGCGUGUUUCCGUAUUUGGACGUGCGCUCCUUGCUGCGCGCCGCCGAGGUCUGCUCUGAUUGGCGGUUUGUUGCCCGGCACCCGGCGGUUUGGACACGCCUCCGUCUGGAGAACGCCAGAGUGUCAGCCGAGUUCCUGAUCACUUUGUCUCAGUGGUGUACUCAAACUCAGUCUGUGGUUCUGAACAACCUGAAGCCUCGAAGCAGACGAGCCGACGAGACGCGAGAGGAUUACCAUAAACACACACGGGGCAGUGUGGAGGCGGGGGUGGAGGCUCUGCUGAGGUCAGCAGGGGGCAGUCUGCUCCACCUGUCUGUCUCUCAGUGUCCUCACAUCCUCACUGACAGGACGCUGUGGCUCGCCAGCUGCUACAGCAGGAACCUGCAGACACUCAUGUACAGGAGUUCAUCAGACCCUCUUGGUCACGAGGUUCUCUGGGCCCUGGGUGCGGGCUGCAGGAACAUCAGCAGCCUGCAGGUGGCUCCAGCUCACCCCUGUCAACAGCCCACUCGUUUUGGAAACCGCUGCCUGCAGACGAUUGGCCGAUGCUGGCCAUACCUCCGCUCGCUCAGUGUGGGCGGGGCCGGCUGUGGGACUCAGGGAUUGGCUGCUUUGGUGUGCGCCUGUGCUCACCUGCAGGUGUUGGAGCUGGAGCGUAUUACCGACCUCGGCCUGCAGGCAGCGACAGAGCUGUGUAAAGCAGGACUGAAGAGCCUUGAGACUCUGAUCCUGACACACACACCCGUCAGCGGUCAGGCCAUCCUGCACUUCCACAGCGUGUGUGAGAACAUCAGAUCGAUCAGCGUCCAGGUCUCUGUGUCGGAUUACUUCGAGGAGCCGGACACUCAGGAAGCUCAACAUCUGUUCGGAGAAAUUCUCAACACGCUAAGGGUUCUUCAGAAGCGUCCCGGCCUGUGCGACGUCUUGCAGGUUAAAGCCGAAGGAUUCUCCUGACGUCAUCACACACACACACACCUGUCCUCACCAAGAUCGACGUCCAACCACACACCUGAAGGAAAUAACUUUCUUACAAAGUCUUUCCCUGAUCGUCCAAACUGACGCUCAGUCACUGAGGAGUUUAUUAAAACAUGAUCUACUUCCUGUGAACAUGUCAGACAGGUUUAAGUUAAGAUUUAUACUCUGACACGGUGUCGUCGUCUUCUUCUGCUCUGGAGUCAGGACCAGCCAAACAUUAAGCCUUUCAUUUUAUUGUUUCACUUAAAUGUGUCACGAGUCACGACUUAAUUUUCUACCACUGUUAAGUCUUUUUUUGCACUGUAGAAAGAAAACCCCUUAUCUUCCACUGUUAAAACCCUUAAUCUCCCUGAACACAACCUUUGUUUUUACUCUAUUUUUGUCAAAACCUGAACCUCAGCAGAACCUUUAUUCUUUCCUAACUCAUCCAGUUUAACCUUAAACUCCCCCCCCACAUCUUUACGCCCCCUUAACUCACCCUAUUCCCCCAAAAUAAUCCCUUAUCUCUAGCUUUACUUUACUCGGCUGCCCUUCAGCUGUUAACAUGAAGGUCCAGUCAACAAUAUUAGCAAUGAGGAUGAUCAAUAAAUCCUUAUGAAACCUCGAAAGCCAUAAUUCUUUACUGACGUAGUAGAAAACCUUUAAUUUUACCUUAAGAUUUAAUUUAACCCUUAAUUAGCUUCACACUGAAAAUAAGCACAAGCACACGUAUGCACAGAUAUAUUUGCACAUUGACUCAUACACCAAAGACAUCAGUCAAUCCAUCGACCAAUCAGAGGCAUCGACCAAUCAGAGGCAUCGAUCAAUCAGAUGUGUUUGAAAACUGAACCCAUCAUGUGUCUUUAAACGUCUCGUUCCAACUCAAAGGUGCUACAUGUGUCGUUUACCAUCAAUAAAACUUUCUGUCGCCA